UAGACAAAAUUGCAUAAUAGAGCUACUCGAAAUUCUAAAAAAGGGAGGGAGUUACUAUAGGCAAAGAAUAACAUGUUCUCGCCUUCAACAGUCAGUUCGUCUACACCCUUCAAAGUAAAUGGAACAUCCCGAGGAGCGCUACUAUAAGUUGAACCGAUUUCUUUUAUCGGCUACUGGAUUAUGGCCUUAUCAGAGCGAGUGGAGUGCUCGUUUAUUCAGGACGGUUAUCACUAUUUUGAUGACAUCAUGUGUAGCUGCUCAGAUAUCGAGCUUAUUUACGUAUCCCCAUAUCGAUUUAAACUUUAUAAGCGAAUUAUUACCAAUGAUUGUGCCUACAGCAGGCAAUCUGUUCCAGAUAUAUACCCGUGUUAUUUAUAUAGACAAAUUUAAAGAAUUAUUUGAGCUUAUGUGGAACGAUUGGGCCCUUGAAAAAACAGACGAUGAGAUCAAAAUCAUGCAUCAAUAUGCUGAAACUGCGAAAUCAAUCUCGAUUUAUUAUUUUGUUAUAUUUUACUCGAUUGUGAUCGGAUACAUUGUGUGGCUGUUCAUGCCGGUAAUUUCUGCCCAUAUACAACCUACGAACGAAUCGCUCUUACAAUCGGUUAUUCAUGUGGAAUUUUAUAUUGAUACAGAACAGCAUAUUUACUUCAUUCUAUUCUACCUAUCUACCGUAUUUAUUCUUAUGCCAUUAAUUUUUAUUGCCAGUUCCACUUUAUUUCUGGUUUUUGCGCAACAUGUUUGCAGCAUGUGCGAGUUGUUAGGGAAUCGCGCAGAGCGUUUAUUUUAUGUUAUCGAGAAUAAGGCGGAACGCGAUUUAAUUGAUGGGACGAAAAGUUGCAAAAAUAUAGUUCUUCUUAUACAACAACAUUACAACGUUAUAAAAUUCGUUGACAUGAUCGAAACAAGUCACACAAUACCAUUUCUAAUAGAUCUAUCAGGAGUAGUGAGUUCGAUAAGUCUUUGCUUACUUAAGAUACUAAAUUAUGAUCUAAAUUUUGAGAGUAUAGACAGUGAAUUUGUCCUAUCUUUUGCUUUCAUAAUUGUGGUUGCGAUUUAUCUGAUUAUACCUAAUUAUGGGGGUCAAAAAAUCACAGAUAAAAGCUCGAUUUUAUGUGAGAAAGUAUACAAUUCCGCCUGGUACAAUGCAGAUGUUUCACAGCAGAAAUCAUUAAUGCUAAUAAUGGGUCGACGAUUUCAUCCGCUCGUCCUAACAGCCUGUAAGUUUUAUCCGAUGUCUUUGUCGAGUAUCAAAAUGAUAUUUCAAAUGGCGAUAUCCUAUUGCAUGUUUAUGAGAAAAGUUUGAAGUUAUUCGCUAACUAUACAUAGAUGUUGGAACAUGGUGAGAAAACAUGCGAAAGUAAUGUGUCAAAUAUGCACUGUACUUUUAAAAUCAAAAUAUUUUUAUAGAAAAUUAGUGUUUUAUGCUGAUUUAUAGAUAAAAACGCAUGUGUACACGUGUAAAUUUAAAUGUAGUAUGUAUAACUGUAGUAAUAACUGAAAUAAAUCAGUAAUACACCUUGCCCAAG
This is a messenger RNA of Nylanderia fulva, 1526 nucleotides long. RefSeq lists its product as uncharacterized. Gene Ontology annotation, molecular function: olfactory receptor activity; odorant binding. Gene Ontology annotation, biological process: detection of chemical stimulus involved in sensory perception of smell; sensory perception of smell. Gene Ontology annotation, cellular component: plasma membrane. Lineage: Eukaryota; Metazoa; Arthropoda; Insecta; Hymenoptera; Formicidae. The record is from RefSeq and is a predicted model, not a curated record.